UUACAAUUCUCUAUUAUUUAUUAACAUUGCUCUCCUUCUUCCCCUACCCUCCACCCUCUCUAUCUCCAUCUAUAUAUAUAAUAAAAAUAUAUAUAUACCCAUGUAGAAUUAAGCAACUCCACUUUUGGGAUCUUCAAAUAUAAUUUGAAGACCCCAUAAAAUUUCAGUUUGUGUCAAUAAAGGUAUCACCUUUGAUUAUACUGCGCAAGUAAGGUAAAAAUAACUCCUCGAAAAAAAAGAAAAACCUUUAGCGCAACAGUAAAGAUGUCCGGAAAAUUGCUGUGAAGUUGAAUUUUUCAAGGAAUUAAAAAAAGGGGCAAGAUGAGGUUUAUUAUAGGCAUAUAUUUCAUAAUUUUGUGCAUGGCAAUUCGAGUAAACAGCUUUGUGGGCAUAACAUGGGGCAGAAUGCAGUCACAACAAUUAGUUCCAUCAAUGGUUGUUGACUUACUUUUACAAAAUCAAAUUCCAGCGGUGAGAUUAAGAACUUCAGGCUCUGAUAUUAGUGAAAUAUUUUCUGGUACUAAUAUUAGCCUCGCUAUUACCUUGGUAAAUAAUUACAUGUGGCAGGCAAAUAGGACAGACCUCGCGUAUACUUGGGUAAAUGACCGAGUCAAGAAUCCAAUCAACAAAGGUGUAAAUAUAGUAUAUUUAACCGUUGGGACUGAACCAUUUUCGAAUACGUUUAUGAAAGAAGCAAGGACCGAUCAAGUUGUGAACGUAAUAAAAUUAAUACGGCAAGCUCUUGACGAUAUGGGAUUAGGGUAUGUCAAAACUACAACUUCCCAUGGCAUGGAUGUUUUAAAGCUUACAAAAAUUCCAUCAGAAGCCGAUUUUCGCGAUGAUAUAAAACAACAAAUGCUUGAAUCGUUAGAGUUCUAUAAUCAAACUGGAGCACCCUUUGAUUUGAUCAUGUUUCCAAUCCAUUACAUUAAAGAAGUAUUGAAUUACACUAUGGAAUUCGCGUACUUUGAUAAUAAGAGCGGGUUCAAGAUUCAAGAUGGUAAGUUUACGUACACAAAUGUUGUAGAGCUAAUGAUUGAUUCCGUUGCAUGGGCAAUAAGAAAAGCAGGUUACCCUAAUAUGAAAAUUAUGAUAGGUCAAAUUGGUUGGCCAACAGACGGAUAUCCACAUGCAAAUAUUGAAAAUGCAGAGAGAUUUCAUAAGGGUUUCUUGAAAUUUAUAGCUUCAAAUAAAGGAACACCUCUUAAGCCAGGUCCUAUAGAUGUAUUUCUCCAUAGUUUAUCAGAUGAGAAUCAAUUUCGUGCUAUAUUUGGUGCAUUUCAAAGACACUGGGGAAUUUACGAAGCAGAUGGAAAUCCAAAAUACAAGAUUGAUUUUUCAUUACAAGAUCGUGAUACUUAUCCAACUCAGGCUAAGGGGAUUGUGAAAAUGCCAAAUAGGUGGUGUUUGUUUAAUGGAAAUAGAGAAGACAUGGAUUUGGUAAAUAAGAAUUAUAAUUUUGCAUGCAAUAUAGCAGAUUGUACGUCCCUGGAAAAAGGAGGAUCGUGUGAUGGACUAAGUGAUGAUUCUAAAGUUUCUUAUGCUUUUAAUGUAUUCUUCCAAAAGCAUAAGCAGCAAGUAGAAUUGUGUGAUUUUGAUGGUUUAGGUGAAAUUAGAGCAGAAAAUCCAUCAACGGGUAACUGCGAGUUUCCUGUAGAGAUAUUGACAUUCCAAGAUCAAGCAGUUAAAGAUGGUAUGAUUUUAAGAAUUUGAUAAAUACGAAAUACUUUGUGCACUGAGGUGUCCUACCACGAAAGAUCUAAUAUGAUGGAAUUGAUUAUGACAUAAUUUAAAUAGAAAUGGAAUCAAAGUUUUCGUCUACCACAAAUAGCAAAGGCAUUGUAUGUCAUGUAACGAGUGUGAAAAACAUGGUUGUUGAUCAAAAAAUAUAUUUCAAUUAA
Messenger RNA from Nicotiana tabacum (common tobacco), 1901 nucleotides. Its product is annotated as glucan endo-1,3-beta-glucosidase 8-like. NCBI's taxonomy places the organism in Eukaryota, Viridiplantae, Streptophyta, Magnoliopsida, Solanales, Solanaceae. Gene Ontology annotation, molecular function: hydrolase activity, hydrolyzing O-glycosyl compounds. Gene Ontology annotation, biological process: carbohydrate metabolic process. The record is from RefSeq and is a predicted model, not a curated record.